AUGAGUUUUACUUCGGAUGAGGUUAACUUCCUCAUAUAUAGGUAUCUGCAGGAAGCAGGUUACUGUCAUUCGGCCUAUCUCUUUGGAUUAGAAAGUGAGAUUAGUCAAUCGAAUGUGGAUGGUUCCUUAGUUCCUCCUGGAUCUCUUCUCUCUCUCAUUCAAAAGGGUCUCCAAUACACCGAAGCUGAAAUUAGUAUUGGUGAAGAUGGCAGUGAACGAGUGGUGGAAUCCCUCUCUCUUAUCGAUGCCGUUGUUCCCGACGUAAUCGAAAAGCGGAAAAAUUCAUUACGCCAACAGCAGCAUCAGUCUCAUCAUUCUUCUUCCACAUCAAAUACUGCCAACACUGGCAACCAAUCACAGCAAUACAACUGUGCUUCUAAUUCCAUACCUCCUAAUAACGGCGGUGAAGGAGGUGGUGGCGGUGCCAGCAGCUUCAAUUCUCAUCUACCUCCUUCAACUUCUUCAACCUCUAAUAAUGAUCCUGUAAAUACCCCCACACCAAUGGAUAGCGAAAAUACCGCAUCUAACAGCAGUAGUAUUCUCCUUUCCAACAACCUCUCUACUGGAGCCUCCAUUGCUUCUCAAUCCCAACAUCCUCGCUCCUCAUCACAAAAUGCUGUUUCACCACCCUCUGAUAGUCCCCUAAAUGCUGCUGCUGGGCAUCUCCGCUGGUCAAAUAAAAACUUUGGCACUGCACAAGAUACCCUCCCGCCCAAUCACCCGGUCUCUAAUUCAGUAAUCCUUCCCCAAAUGCACACAAAUGGAGAUAAUGGUCAUGCUAAUCAUUAUCGUGGUAACGCAGGUGAAAUGGAUAUAGACAAGAUUCCUCUUCAGACACCAGGCGCAAAUCCUCUCCCCAACUCAACAUCAGUGCAUUCCCCUGAUCCAGGCAUUAUUCCUGAGGAUCGAAUCACUGUUUUACGAGGUCACACUUCGGAAGUCUUUAUCUGUGCCUGGAAUCCUCGUACUGAUAUGCUCGCUUCAGGUUCCGGUGAUUCUACUGCACGAAUUUGGAACUUGGAGAGCAAUUCUCCAGCUAACUUCCGCUCAUCUCCUAUCAUCCUAAAGCACUGUAUUAGUCGGGAUGGCCAAUCUGUUCUUUCUGCAAAAGAUGUUACGUCUUUAGAUUGGAAUUCCGACGGGAGUUAUUUGGCAACGGGUUCUUAUGAUGGCUACGCCCGAGUCUGGGAUACAGACGGAAAUCUCCAAAAGACUUUGGGCCAACACAAGGGCCCCAUUUUCGCGUUAAAGUGGAAUCGAAAAGGCAACUACAUUCUCACCGCGGGAGUUGAUAAGACUACCAUUAUAUGGGAGGCACAAACAGGCCAGAUUGUCCAACAGUUCGCCUUCCAUCAGGCUCCUACUUUGGACGUAGAUUGGAAAUCUGCGGAUACAUUUGCAUCCUGUUCUACAGACACGUAUAUCUACGUUUGCAAACUGAAAGUUGAUACUCCUUUAAAGACUUUUAAGGGACAUGGUAACGAAGUGAAUGCAAUAAAAUGGGACCCCAAUGGUGAACUCCUAGCCUCCUGUUCCGACGAUCGGACCCUCAAGGUGUGGGACAUGAACAGUGACGAGUGCAUUCAUGACCUGCAGGGCCAUGCCAAAGAGAUUUACACAAUUAAAUGGAGUCCCACCGGCCCCGGCACCGCCUAUCCUAAUGCCCAACUUUGGCUUGCUAGUGCAAGUUUCGACUCAACUGUGCGCCUUUGGGACGUGACAACAGGGACUUGUCGACAGACACUGCAACGGCACACCGAACCCGUCUACAGUGUUGCCUUCAGUCCGGAUGGUCGUUACCUCGCUACCGGUUCCUUUGACCAGUGUGUCCAUAUUUGGAAUGUUGAUACUGGCGAACCGAUUAAUACCUAUCGAGGUACAGGUGGUAUCUUCGAAGUCUGUUGGAAUUCUCGGGGAGAUAAAGUGGGGGCCAGUGCUUCUGAUGGUGGUUGUACUCGACCUACGACGGUAGAAACCGAGGGAGAUGUGUUUAUUCUCGAAUCCCGGUAA
Molecule: messenger RNA, 2010 nt
Organism: Rodentolepis nana
Lineage: Eukaryota; Metazoa; Platyhelminthes; Cestoda; Cyclophyllidea; Hymenolepididae
Source: the annotation of a GenBank genome assembly